UUAGUUCGUUAGAGAUAGACAAUACUGCAUACACUCAAUCAGUAAAUUAGAUUCACUUUUGUCUUUUUCCCACUUUGGUUUAUGAACUAGAAAGUAAUUAUUAUAUUAUUCUCUGAGAAGCAAUGAAAGAAAAAGAGUAAAAUUAUGUCUUUUUCUCAAAAACACCGCAUUCAUGAUAAUUUAUGUGUUCAGACAUCAGCGAACUCUAAUAAAUUGAUGCUGAUAAUAGAUGCCGAAGUCAAACCCUAUUGCUGUGAUGAGUGCGACAAACGUUUUGCAUCAUUUCAGGAAUUAAAGACACAUACUAAUACACAUACGAGCGACAUUGAAGUACAUGGACGUGAAUUAUAUUCAAGUCAAUUCGACGAAAAUUCUAGUGUUGAAAGUGACGAUUCCUUUGUAAUUGAAUCAAAUCAUGACACCGACAGCGAUUACGAACCUUUAGCGAGAUAUAAACGAACAAAAAACUUGUUACAUCGUUGUAAUGUGUGCGGUCAAUCUUUCAGUAGACCAUGUGAACUAACUAGACAUUAUAGAAAACACUCUGGAGAAAAACCUUAUCACUGUAAAGUUUGUAACAAAUUUUUCCGUCAUCAAAGUAAUUUAAAUGUACAUGUCAAAGGACAUUCUGUUAGUGCCACAUUCACAUGUAAUGUUUGCAAUACUACUUUGAAAUCCUCUUAUGCGUUAAGAAAACAUAGAAAAACCCACAAUAGAGAGGAAUCAAAACAUAGUGCUCAAUUAAAAGAUAAUAAGUCAUUUAGAGAUAAGAAAUUAAAUACAUGUGAUAUCUGUAAUAAAGCAUUCCUUCGGCCUUGUGAACUUACAAGACAUUACCGAACACACACUGGUGAAAAACCAUUUCCUUGUGAGGUGUGUCAUGAACCUUUUGCCGAUCCAAGUAACUUAUUGAGACACAUGAAAAGACACACAGGAAACAAACCUUUCAUGUGCACAGUAUGCAACAAAACAUUUCUUUUCUCAUCUCAGUUGGAAUUACAUUAUUCUCAGCAUACAGGAGAAAGGCCGCACCAGUGCGAUGUUUGUGGUAACAACUAUGGUACAACUAAAGCUCUACAGCGUCAUAAGAAAAGACACACCGAGAGAACAAUGCAAUCUUGCUUGGAAUUUGACGGAAUCUUCAGUUCAUCAGAACAUGAAAGAAAUGUUUAUGAAGGUACUAUGAGUGAAUAUAUGUGUAGCCAGAAUAUUAAUAGUUCUGGAAAAAACUAGAUAAGUCUUCACCGGCUAUUGUCUCAUAUAGCAACUCGCCACUUUGUGCUACUACUGUAAAAGAAACUAAGAGUGCAAAGUAUAUAUAAUAUAUGGCAUGUGAGGGCCCAAUCUUGUCCCUGGUUAAAAGGCAAGAGAACCAACUUUUGUGCCACUAACUCUUUUCCAUGAGCUGUGUACACCUCCACACAUAGAAAUAUAUCUUUUUUUGUAGCCCUAUUUAGCUUUAAAAUGGACAUUUGAUUAUGAAAUACUCAUCCUGGGUGUAAUACCGACUUGCUUAUGUUAUUUUGUAGAUAAUUAGGUUUUAUGUUCAUCAAAACCUUUUUAUACUUGUAAUUUUCACAGAAAUGUAUAAAGUAUUUUAUCACAGUAUUAAAAAUUUUGUCACCUAUCCAAUAGGGCAAGAACAAGUUCCAUUUGGUGGUAGGUGUUCACCACUGACAAUAGCAUGCACCACAAAUGAAAUUUAAGUUAAUAUCAAGGACUAACAGAACUUAAACAGUCAAAUUUGCUUCAUACUCUCUAUGAACUUUAUAUAUUAUAUUAUAUAUUAAACAUUAUUUGAGAA
Messenger RNA from Leptidea sinapis, 1804 nucleotides. RefSeq names its product oocyte zinc finger protein XlCOF6.1-like. Gene Ontology annotation, cellular component: nucleus. Gene Ontology annotation, molecular function: DNA-binding transcription factor activity, RNA polymerase II-specific; RNA polymerase II transcription regulatory region sequence-specific DNA binding. The coding region runs from base 145 to 1233 and encodes 362 amino acids. Gene Ontology annotation, biological process: regulation of transcription by RNA polymerase II. The record is from RefSeq and is a predicted model, not a curated record. The transcript has a single exon. Lineage: Eukaryota; Metazoa; Arthropoda; Insecta; Lepidoptera; Pieridae.